UGGUUUCUUGUUUAACUUCGACUCUGAACCAGCUUGCUAGCUUUGCCUCAAACUUUGAAUAUAUUGCUGCUGUUGUAGUAGUAUAAGAAUUAUACUGCUCGUCUCGGUUCAAAUUGGGAAGCUUUUCAGAACACUAUGAGUGCUUCCAAGUUCAUUAAAUGUGUCACAGUUGGAGAUGGAGCUGUUGGCAAAACCUGUAUGCUCCUUUGUUACACCAGCAACAAGUUCCCAACCGAUUAUAUACCGACUGUGUUUGAUAAUUUCAGUGCCAAUGUGGCUGUGGAUGGGAGCAUUGUUAAUUUGGGCUUAUACGAUACUGCAGGUCAAGAGGAUUAUAGCAGGCUAAGGCCACUGAGUUACCGAGGUGCAGACAUAUUUGUCUUGGCUUUCUCGUUAAUUAGCAGAGCAAGCUAUGAAAACGUUCUCAAGAAGUGGAUGCCGGAACUGCGUAGAUUUGCGCUGAAUGUUCCCAUUGUUCUGGUUGGAACAAAAUUAGAUCUUCGGGAUGACGGAGCAUAUCUUGCUGAUCAAAUGGGGUAUGAUAUUAUAACAUCUGCUCAGGUACGCAUUUCUUAA
Messenger RNA from Hibiscus syriacus, 576 nucleotides. RefSeq names its product rac-like GTP-binding protein ARAC7. Gene Ontology annotation, molecular function: GTPase activity; protein kinase binding; GTP binding. Gene Ontology annotation, biological process: regulation of actin cytoskeleton organization; small GTPase-mediated signal transduction; cortical cytoskeleton organization. Gene Ontology annotation, cellular component: cell cortex; cell projection; cytoplasmic vesicle. The transcript is spliced from 5 exons. The coding region runs from base 136 to 576 and encodes 146 amino acids. The record is from RefSeq and is a predicted model, not a curated record. NCBI's taxonomy places the organism in Eukaryota, Viridiplantae, Streptophyta, Magnoliopsida, Malvales, Malvaceae.